Molecule: messenger RNA, 3538 nt
Organism: Nyctereutes procyonoides (raccoon dog)
Lineage: Eukaryota; Metazoa; Chordata; Mammalia; Carnivora; Canidae
Gene: ZNF396
Product: zinc finger protein 396
Exons: 4
Coding region: 129-1145 (338 amino acids)
Source: RefSeq, a predicted model, not a curated record
AGACCUGGCUAGCUCCUGCCUUCCAGAGCCCUGCCUUCCAUGAGCUGUGCUGAACCCUUUCCCCCUUGGGGAACCUGGGUGCCCCAUGCUCUGCAGCUUCCAACCCACGGAUUCAAACCUCAGUCCAAAUGUCUUUAAAGCUGAGAAAGUCAUCACUCUUUCUACAAACUUCAGAGGAGUCUGACAGCAUUUUGAUAGUGAAGAUGGAAAAGGAAGAGCAGACCUGUGAUCUGAACUCCAGCCUCCCCUGGAGAAGCAGCUCCUGCCCAGAGACCUUCCGCCAGCGGUUCAGGCAGUUUGGCUACCAGGAGUCCCCUGGGCCCCGGGAGGCUCUGAUCCAGCUCCGGGAACUUUGCCAUCAGUGGCUGAGGCCAGAGGUGAAUACCAAGGAGCAGAUCCUGGAGCUGCUGGUGCUGGAGCAGUUCCUGGCUAUCCUGCCUGAGGAGCUGCAGGCCUGGCUUCGAGAGUACCAGCCUGAAAAUGGAGAGGAAGCCGUGACUAUGCUGGAGGAGCUGGAAAAAGAGCUUGAUGGGCCAACUGAGCAGGUCUUUUUUGGACAAAGUGAGGACAUGCUUGCAGAGAAGCUGACAUCUUGGGAAAUCACUCAGGAGGAGUCACCAAGUAGCCAGAUCAAGCCUGUAAAGAAGCAGCUGCCAUUGGCAUCAGGGGAGUGUCACUCAAUUCGAAAAGCUAAAGACACAAAAACUCUAAAUGUGAAUGCAGCUUUGAGGCAGAAGACUUCUCCAGCCAUGGAACUGCAUUACACUGUUUCCAACACCCUUCUUAUGGACGCUCCUCAGAGUUGCACAUAUCGAAGAACCUAUGAACAAGAUGACAAGUUUGCAAGAAGACAGAGAAACCCUUUUGGGAAGAAGCAACACAAGUGUGAUGAAUGUGGCAAAGUCUUUAGUCAGAGCUCAGCCCUCAUCCUCCAUCAUAGAAUCCACAGUGGGGAGAAACCCUACACAUGUGACGUGUGCGCAAAGGCUUUCAGCCGAAGUGCCGUCCUGAUUCAGCAUCGAAGAACACACACUGGAGAGAAACCCUACAAGUGUCAUGAAUGUGGGAAAGCCUUUAGUCAGAGCUCAAAUCUUCUCAGACAUAGAAAGAGACACAUGAAAGAAAAAGUCCCAUCAGUGUUGUAAGGGAAUCAAAGCAUUUGCUCAGAGCUUUUUCAGCAAGAGAAGACACAAAGCACGAACACUCCUUUAGUAUUUCCGUAGUUCUGGUGGGCACUAGUUUGCUUUCAAAAGUCAUAAAAGCUACAGGAGAGAAUGUAAAAUAUCUUCUGUCAAUGUUGUUUGCUCUCCUGCUUUAUCAAUACAGUGUCAAUUCAAAUGUUUGAGAUUCUACAGCUUAAUUCAGAUUUCCAUCCCUAGGGUAGCUCUUGAAAAGACAUUCUCAAACAUGUUCUAUUUUCAUUACUAACACAAGUCAUGAACUAGUACAUUUCUUUUUGGACAAAUAUAUUUCCCUGUUGAGAAGGAAUGUGUAAGUUCCUCAGUAUAAAAAUAAGUGUUUUCCUCAAUUCCAUAACUCAAGCAUUGGGAUUCUUGGACCAAAGAUUAGAAUUUUUGAAAUUUUUACCAUGUGUUUGUUUGUUUUAAAGAGAGUGAGAGAGCACAAGCAGGAGAGCUGUGGGCAGAGGGAGAGGGAGAAGCAGGCUCCACACUGAGCAGGAAGUCCCAUGCAGGGCUUGAUCCCAGGAGGCUGGGAUCAUGACCCAAGCCAAAGGCAGACACUUAACUGACUGAACCACCCAGGCACCCCUACCAUUUGUUUUUUGUUACUAGAUUCAAAAUAUGAGAAUAGGAUUGAGGAGGCCCAAAAGAAUGUGUACCUUCAGACCUGGGCUGAAAUGUCCAGGGUCACUGUGGAAGAAGAGUAAAGGGACCUACUCUCUUACAAAAAUUCACAAAAGCUUACACGUUACUGAUACUAAGUAAAGUUUUUUUUUUGUUUUUUAAGAUUUAUUUAUUUUUACAGAGAGAGUGGUGUGUGUGGCAGGGGGGAGGGCAGAAGGAGAGAGAAUUUCAAGCAGACUCCCCACUGAGCAAGAAGCCCGGUGUGGUACUUGACCCCACACCCCUGAGAUCAUGACCUGAGCCAAAAUCAAAAGUCAGACACCUAACUUACUGAGCCACUCAGGCACCUUCUAAGUAAUAUUCUAUGUAGAAAAAAAUGUUUUUAAAGAUUUUAUUUAGUUAUUCAUGAGAGACACACAGAGAGAGGCAGAAACACAGAGGCAGAAGCAGACUCCUUGCUGGGAGCCUGAUGUGGGACUCGGUCCCUGGACCCAGGAUCAUGCCCUGAGCCAAAGGCAGACUCAACUGCUAAGCCACCCAGGCGUCUCCCCCCCCCCCCCAAAAAUAAUCUCUACAAUGUAAUUUGAAAAUAACUCAGUGUAAUUUGAAAAUAACUCACCCAGGCGUCUCCCCCCCCCAAAAAAUAAUCUCUACAAUGUAAUUUGAAAAUAACUCAGUGAAUACAGCAGAUUGGCUCUGCAUGUCUUAGGGAGUGGCAUAAAUGUAAGGAAUGUUAUAAUAAACAGGGCUAUCUAUGGGUGCUUAUAUAACAUUCGUGAUCAUCUUAAAAUGAAAAAGAGAUAAAGAAAAGACAGUUCACAUAAGACUGAUGGAAUACGAGCAAACGUGGCCUGUAACGGAGAGGUGCAGCACAGCGUAUGUGCGAAAGGAAACCCUUACCAGCUAACAGCUCUCCUCCAGUGUUCAAGUCCCCUUUUCUGCUAUACAUCAGAUGUGAGCACGUUUCAAGCACCACAAGAGAACCUUUUCAGAGUCAUGUGCAUUCUUAAGGUUUGUCCCUCGACAAACUAUCAAGACCUGAACCCCUGGGUUUUGAUGCCCUUGUACAAAAUUACUAAAGUUCAGUUUGAAGAGUUCACUGAACUUUGCCCAUGUCAGUCAGAUUUCCUGUGCAAAAAUAAAAUGACUUGUAUGUUAUUAAAAUUAUCAUGACAGUAUACAAAUAAUGUUCCAAGAAUCUAGGGAUUCUUGAUAAAAACUGUAUUAUAAGAAUAUAUGCCUCAUAAUGUUUUCUGUGGUGCCACAGUUAGCCAAUAUGGAAGCAAACAUCAAAAAUGGAAAUCCUUAGGAGAAGGGAAGAGGGGCCUCAUAGUGAACUUCUUUGAUGAGGAGUAUAAAUAUUGUACUUUCAGAAAAUCUAACCAUAUCUAGUGCUGAGAAUAACUCCAGAAACAAAUACGGGAUUACUGUGCUCUACUUAGAAUAUUGAUAAUAUAAGAUUGGUAAGGGAAGAGGUGAAUGUAAAUUGUGAUUAUAGAAUUGUCUGAUAGUGAUUAUACUUUGUAGCUCUAGUGAAUAUGAAUAUAUAUUGGGUUUUGUAUAUUUACAUUUAUUAAAAUUGUGAGAAUCUUUAUUUGGGCUCAUUCUCUUUGUAAUUAAAGAAAGGAACAAGCCAUCUAUGAAAGCAGCUACUGCCUCAGACACAAGUAUUGUGAUUUAUUGCAUGAUUAUGGAAAGACAGAGUUUCUUGUUACUAUUUGAAUAAAAUGACA